Messenger RNA from Amphibalanus amphitrite, 7667 nucleotides. RefSeq names its product dedicator of cytokinesis protein 9-like. Gene Ontology annotation, biological process: positive regulation of GTPase activity; small GTPase-mediated signal transduction. The record is from RefSeq and is a predicted model, not a curated record. NCBI's taxonomy places the organism in Eukaryota, Metazoa, Arthropoda, Thecostraca, Balanomorpha, Balanidae. The coding region runs from base 188 to 6589 and encodes 2133 amino acids. The transcript has 40 exons. Gene Ontology annotation, molecular function: guanyl-nucleotide exchange factor activity.
ACACAACUCUUGGAACUGUUGGUCGGUGAAUGGUGAUGGGCGUGGAAUUAUUUUUUAUGGCUCCUCUAUUGCGGAUUUGAUGCAUUGAAUUGCAUUAUAUAGUUUGCCAAUAUACCAUACCGUUGAUACUGUUGUAAAGGACAAUUUGCAGACACACACAAGCUCCGGCUCGCUCAGGAAGCGCAGUAUGGAGCGCAAAUUCACCCGCGUGCUGGCCCGGCCCGGCAUGGCCGCCCAGCUGCGGGAGAACGUCAGUCAGGCCGUCAAGGAGACCACCAUUCAGACGCAGCGGCACAUCACCGAGCCCCUCGACUACGAGGGGUACGUGUCCAAGAACAUGACCAUUCUGCGGAACGACCCGCACCGCGAGCUGCUGCUCUUCCCACUGGACGAUGUGGAGCAACACGUGCGCGAGCAGCACGGCUCGGCGCUGGGCACUCCUCUGGAGCAGCUGGCUCUGCAGCAGGCCGACAACCACAUGAUCCGCGAGUGUCUGGAGACGUACACGGCCCGACUGGUGUCAGUGAAGUAUAAAUACGACGCGUUCGCGGCCACCUACCUGCAGCUGCCCAGGUUUCCGCGCACGCCUCCGCUGCCGCCGUACGUAUGUGAGUCCGACCUGGACAUCGACUGUACCGACUCCAUCGAGGUGCAGUCCGUCUCCAAGGCCGGCUACCUGCUGCGCGGCACAGACGGAGCCGGCGACAAGCUCUUCGCCAAGUCCUUCAAACGACGCUUCGCCAGACUCAGGCAAGGCGUGGACGGCAACUACGUACUCGAGUUUUACAAGGACUCCAAGUCGUCAGAGAGCAAAGGUGCCAUCCCGCUGGACCUUGUCAGCGAUGUGGUCAAGGCGCCGAAGCGGGGCAAGUUCUGUUUCGAGUUGCGGUCGACAGAUGGCGGUAAGGGCCACGUGCUGACGGCGGAGACGGAGGCGGACCUGCAGGAGUGGCUGGACACGGUCAGCCGGGCGGUGGCGCUCACCAGGGAUGACCGGCUGUCGGUGACGUCAGAGACGGUCUCCACCACCGACGGACCCGGCACGCCGGCUCUGGGUCCUCCGCCGGCCGAUGACCGUUUCAGCACGCUGCGGGGUCUGGACCAGAGUCUGAACCCACAGCUGAACCGGUACGCGCACGAGACGGACUACCUCAUCGGACAGGCGCGCUCCGAGGGCCGCCUGCCCGUCUUUCAGCUCUAUCCAGACAUACAGUCGACACCUCUGUCAGUGGCGUCCAGUGAGGACCACCUGCGUACCGAACCGUUCUCAGAGGUGCACGGUGUCACCGUGUUAGUCCGCUGUGAGAGCCUCCAGUUCCGACUGCAGAUGGCCGUCGACGAGACCGGAGACAACAUGUCACAGAUUGAGCCCUAUUUCGCCUCAUUAUGUCUCUACGACGCGAAGCAGGGCCGGAAAAUAUCGGAGGAUUUCUUUUUCGACGUGAACGAGCCCUACAUUCGAAAUCUCCUGCCAAAGAGCAUCUCAAAGAACAAGUCCCGGGGCGCGUGCCUGCUGCCGGACCUGACCCACGCGCCGCUGGAGUGGCUCUCCUAUCCCAGACAGGCGCUGUUUACGGUGCAGCAGCCUCACAGUGAGAUAUUUCUGGUGGCGCGCAUUGAGAAGGUGCUGCAGGGCGCUGUCUCGGUCAGCUGCGACCAGUACUGCCGGACGGCCGACCCCAAACACGUGGCCAAAAUGCACCACCAGGUGCGACAGUCGUGCGACAGACUGGGCGGCUACCGGAUGCCGUUCGCGUGGACGGCGCGGCCGCUGUUCCGCUCCACGGCCGACCUGGACCCGGCCGACUUCGGCGCCCUGUACCGACACGAGCCCAACAGGAUGACCGAGGAGGACGUGCUCAAACUGCUGCAGGACUGGAGAAAGCCGGACAAGCUGAGUCGUCUGGCGGUGAUCCCCGGCUCUCUGAAGGUCACCGUUCAGAUACACAGCGGGCAGACCAUCAACAACUGUCUAUCGCCGUCUCUGGUGCCUCUGAAGCCGUUCCCGGUCCCGCCGUCGUGCCCGCCGACUCUGAAGCUGCAGAGUCUGCCGGCGCCGGCGCCGGAGCUGGCCGUCCCGCACACCGGCUACACCAACCUGCUCUACGUCUACCCGCGCCGGCUCAAAUACGACGCGCAGAAGACGUUCAAGGCGCGCAACAUCGCCUGCCGCGUGGAGCUGCGGCAGGGGGACGACGAGAACGCUGCGCCGCUUGAGUGUUUUUACGCUCGUCCGGGCCAGGGGUGCAGCUACACGACCAGCCAGCUGACCUCGGUGCUGCACCACGAGACGACGCCCAGCUGGGGCGGCGAGGUGAAGCUGGCGUUGCCGCUGGCGGUGGACGAGCGCCACCACCUGCUCUUCACCUUCUACCACGUCAGCUGUCAGCCCAAGCCGGCCAAGCGCGGCCAGGAGACGCCCGACGCCGUGGUCGGCUACAGCUGGAUACCGCUGCUCAGCAAGGGCAGGCUGAACCUGGACACGCAGACGGUGGCGGUGGCCGCUCACCUACCGCCCGGAUACCUGGCCGUCGAACCGCUGGGGCUCGGCAGAGGGGUAAGUCAGUACGCGGGCCCGGAGAUUCGCUGGGUGGACGGCCAGAAGCCGCUGUUCAAGGUCACCUUCCGACUGGUGUCCACCAUCUACACCCUGGACCAGCACCUGCACAACUUCUUCCUGCACGCGCACCGGCUGCGCGAGUCGCGGCUGCCGACUGUCUACAACUCGGAUAACGAGACCACCAAACAGGUCAAGGUGGUGCACCAUCUUCCCAAAAUACUCAAGGCGCUGCACGCGAUCGACGUGGCCACCCUGAUCCGGUUCCUGCCGACGCUGCUGAACCAGCUGCUGCGGAUCGUGGUCAGUACCGACUCGGACGAGGUGUUGCAGAACACGCUGCGCGUGCUCACACACGCCAUCACCACGCUGCACCAGGUCGGACGGCAGCGGCUCGUCGACAUCUACACUAGGCACGUGUUCUCUGAGCCGCGGCCGCCGCCGGCCGCCGGCCGGACCGUCCACGAGGCGCUGUGCCGCGGCCUCGCCCAGCUGCUGCAGCCCAGCAACAUGGACUUCCUGCUGGUUCACAAACUGCUCCGGCACGCCAGCUCGCUGUUCGACAUCAUCGUCAAGUCAAUGGCGCUCCAUCUCCUCAACUCGGGACGCAUCAAGAUGCAGCGUCACGAGCGGUUCUCGGCCUCGUUCAACACGCAGCUGGAGACGAUGCUGGAGGCCUUCUACCCGUACAUACUGCAAAAAUACAAGGAGCUGCCCAUCGAGACCCGCGAGGCCAACCGCAGCAUGGCGGCUCUGCUCAAGCGUUGUCUGAGUCUGAUGGACCGCGGGUUCGUGUUCCGUCUCAUCACCUCCUACCUGGAGAAGUUCAGUCUGGCCGACCCGCGCCUCCUCUGGGAGUACAAGUUUGAGUUUCUGCAGAUGGUGUGUGCGCACGAGCACUACAUUCAGCUGAACCUGCCCAUCUUCAGCCCGGCGCGGGUCACCGUCCGCUCGCUACAGGAUUUUGAGCAGCAGUACUUUAUGUCGGAGCAGUUCAGCGCCAAACACUACCUGACCGGUCUGAUGUUGCACGAGCUGCGGCUGGCGCUCAGUCAGAUCUCAGAGGUGCGACGGAUGGCCAUCCACGCCGUCCGAGAUCUGCUUGUCAAACACGCCUACGACGACCGAUACCAGACCAAGGGUCAGAAGUCUCGGAUCGCCACGCUGUAUUUCCCGCUGGUGGGUAUUCUGCUGGAGAACCUGCACCGGCUGGACGUGGCCGUCCCGGCCGCCGCCGCUGUGGGCGCGGGCGGGGGCGGUGCGGCGCCGUCCUCGUCAGCGGCCGUCAGCCGGGCGGCCUCACACCGCAGCACGGGCACCUGGCAGACGAGCAGCUCGUGGGUGAUGGCUGACGGCACCUCGUCCCUGGGAAACAGAAACAGGUUUUCGAUGACCCCCGAUUCGUCUUUGAACCACUCGCGGGCCACCCAGCGAGAGUCCACCUACCUAGCCUAUAUCGCCGGACAGGGUCAGCAGGCGUCGGAGAGCACGGCGGCGUCCACGGUCAGCCUGGCCUCGACGGCCUCCUCUCAGAACACGGUGGAGUCGGCCCACCUGGAGAACGGCGAGAACGGAGUGCACCGGCCGGACGAGCCGGCAGAGACCGACAGUCAACCGGGCACCGCUAAACGGUCCACACAUAACAGGACCCAGAGCACCGUUCACGACCCGGGCGCGCUGUACCGCUACGACAAACUGCUGGCCGGCGAGGCGCGCGACCUGCUCGUGUGCUUCCUGCACGUGGUGCGCCACGUGCCCGAGGAGCUGCUCAUCACGUGGUGGAGGCACGCCGCCGAAGAGGACGUCAUCAACUUCUUCACACUCGUACAGCUGUGUCUGUCCCAGUUCCGGUACACGGGCGGUGUGGUCACGCGCGCCACUCACCCGCGCACCUCCGAGACCAAGAAGGCGUUCACACUGCCGGCCAGGAUAGAGUCGCCCGGCGGGCCGGCGGCCGGGCUCAACAACGCGUCGUUCACAGAGUCACCGGCCGGAAAAGGCCCGUCGCCGUCGCCGCCCUCCACGCCUCACCUGUCGAGCGAGGCUGCGCUGGUGUCGCUGGACCUGUGCUGCCUGUACUCGGCCCACUACUCGGAGCGGCUGGCGCUGCGCGGCGGCCAGAACGCCCAGAUGGCGCUGCUGUCGGGGGUGCUGCUCAGCCUGCUGCACCCGGGACAGGCCGAGGCCGUGCUCAGACACGUGUUCGCCGCACUCAGGAUGUUCGUACAGCGGUACGGCAGCGCGCUGUACCAUGGCACUGCGGAGCUGUGCGGUCGUCUGUGCUACGACCUGCUACGCUGCUGUAACAGCCCUCUGGCCAGCUCCCGGCACGAGGCCUGCGCCGUCCUCUACCUGCUGAUGAGGGGAAACUUUGAGUUCACCAACCGCAAGGCCAUCACCAGGGUCCACCUGCAGGUGAUAAUCAAGGUGUCCCAGCUGCUGGGCGAGUCGGUGGUGCUCGAUUCGUCCCACUUUUACGAGAGUCUGGCGCUCAUCAACAGCUACGCCAACAGCGACAAGGCCAUGACGCGCACCAGUUUUGUGUCUGACGUGAAGGACCUGACGAAGCGGGUGCGGACCGUGCUGAUGGCCACGGCGCAGCUGAAGGAGCACGAGAACGACCCGGCCGUGCUGGUGGAGCUGCAGCACAGCCUGGCCAACAGCUACGCCAGCACGCCCGAGCUGCGGCAGACGUGGCUGGCCAGCAUGGCAAAGUGCCACGUGAGGGACGGCAACCUGUCGGAGGCGGCCAUGUGUCAGGUGCACAUCGCGGCUCUGAUGGCCGAGUACCUGCUGCAGCGGGGAGAGCACGAGACCGGCUGCGCCGCCUUCCGAGCCAUAUCCGACAACGUGGUGCGGGACGAGAACAACCUGCGACUCGAUCACGGUAUCGGUGACCUCUGCUACACGGAGGACUCGCUGGUGGCCCAGCUGAAGGUCUGCGCAGAGGCUAUGGAGGCGUGUGAGAGGCACGAGCUGAUCGCCGACAUCUACGACAUCCUCAUACCCAUCUACCGGAAACGCAGGAGCUACUCCGAGCUGUCGCAGGUCCACCACCAUCUGGAGCGGUGCUACAACCGGAUAGUGCAGCUGAACGCCUCCGGACGCCGGCUGCUCGGCACCUACUUCCGGGUCAUCUGUUUGGGCCAGAACUACUUUGACAAGGACCAUGACCGCGAGUACGUGUACAAGGAGCCCAAGGUGACGUCGCUCUCGGAGGUCAGCGAGAAGCUGCUCCAGUUGCACGUCUCCAAGUUCGGCAGGGACUAUGUCAGGAUGAUCAAAGACUCGGCGCCGGUGGUGAUGUCCGAGCUGGACCCGCGGUUCGCCUACAUCCAGGUCACCCACCUGACCCCGCACUGGGACGAGGUCGACCUGGACGCGCGACCCACCGAGUUCGAGCACAACAACAACAUCAAACAGUUUAUGUACGAGACGCCGUUCACGCGGGAGGGCGGCGCGCACGGCACGGUGGAGAAGCAGUGGCGCCGGCGGACCGUGCUCACCACCGACUACUGCUUCCCCUACGUGCGGACACGGAUACCCGUCAUACGCAGACAGGAGUACGAGCUCUCCCCGAUCGAGGUGGCCAUCGCCGAGAUGACCCAGAAGACCCGAGACCUGCUGGACGUGGUGGAGCGACAGCCGACAGACGUCAAAAAGCUGCAGCUACGGCUACAGGGCAGCGUCAGUGUGCAGGUGAACGCCGGCCCUCUGGCCUACGCCUCGGCCUUCCUGGAGGAGAGUGUGCAGCGCACCUUCCCCGGCGACAAGGUCUACCAGCUUAAACAGGCGUUCCGCGAGUUUGUCGAGGCGUGCCACCGCGCGCUGGAGCUGAACCACCGGCUGCGCGCCGACGACCAGGCGGACUACCAGAGCUCGCUGGUGGCCGGCUUCCGUGACCUGGUGGCCGCGCUGGGCACGAUACUCGGCGAGAGCUUCCCCGUGGAGCUGGAGUCGGCGGCGCGCAACUCGCAGCAUCUGAGCGUCUACACGCUGCUGAGCAGCGUCACCGGCUCCAGCUCCGUGUAAGCGAGGAUCGAGGGUGGGAGGGGCGAGAGACGAGGACGGAGACUGAGACAUAGACACUAGAUGGCGGUGGGCGACAGGGGACGGAGACGUAGAUUGAGAUGGAAACCGUAGAUUGAGAUGGAAACUCAGACAAAGGGGAGAGAGACGGAGGUGACGGAUCCGCGGGAGGCGGUAAAUGCGGACGCACGUCUGUACCAGCUCUCUGCUGUCUGGCUCGGCUGCUGUGGUGCCAUAUGCCUUGCUGAGGAUGACUGUGGUGACUCCGGUAUAGAGCUGUUGAGCCGAAAACCAGAGAUAACUCGUUAGGAGGUUACUGUGUGAUUGCGGGUCGUGCCCUGCAAACCUGUUCCGUCAGUUUGCGAACCUGCUGCGUCAGUUGAUCUGUAUGCCGAUUUUAUGAGUCUACUGCAGCGGGUCGUUAGCAUGCUGCGUCAGUUAGCGCCUCCGCUGCGUUACUUUGUGAAGUUGCGCGUCACUUUGUGAAGUUGCGCGUCAGUUUGUGAAGUUGCGCGUCCGUUUCGUACCUGCUGCGCGGCCGUUCCCGUUUCUGCCGUUCGUUUGUGCCAAAUGUGUGCUGUUCCGAGCUGGAGUACAGCCGAGCGCUGCAGGGUAUCGUUACGGUCUGAUCUGCGCCGCUGUUGGUGGAGUGAGUGAGUGUCCGCCCGCUGUCGGUGGGCGAAUGUCGCGAACCUUGUGCGUUCCCUCCACAAUGCACUCCGUAGUCAGCCGAAUUACAGUUCGACACUGUCACGCCAGGCAAUAAUACCACAGUGCUCAACCACUGAUGAUGCGAUAAUGUUACAAUGCUAGUCAUUUUGUAUUUAUUUGUGUUUUAACUUUGUGGCUCUCCGUAUUUAACUCCCUGACAGACUACUCCUCGCGCGAACUGCUGUGCUGCUCCGCGCAAAUGUGUUGUGUUUCGUUCUGUCGCGAGCAGAGGUGAACCCGUGCCUCAGUCAGUGUGUCUGGUCCGGUAUCCCUGUGCCUUCCCCGGUGAUCACGGUGACGUGGACGGUGAUGUGUGCCCAUCGAGGCACGAAUGUUCUCGUCGGAAAAUAGAAUUGCGAUAUUUCGGUGA